AUUAACUAUAAUUAGACUUCUGAAAUCGAUUGUAACUUUGUUCCUAUUCGCUGGAAUUUCCUGAUUAUCUAGUCAUUGAGGGGAAACCGGAACUAUGGAGGGGCUGAAAAGUAAUGUCACCCAAGUGCCUCUGGCAAUUGAGAACAAAGGAGACGACAUUGAUCAGUUGCAGAAAAAUGGAAUAGAAAAGGAAAAUCAGGGCGCAGAACUUGAUCAUGAGCCAAAAAACAAUGUUCUUGAGGAAGCUAGGCAUGUCAUCAAGAAAGUUGAUCGAUCCUAUUUUGCCAAGUUUUGUCCAUCAACAAAUUUGGAAGCCAGAAUCGGAGAGGCUGAAAAACUGAUUGAAAAGUUAAACCAGCACCAUUCUACAAUCUCCAGGAAGUUAGAAGAAAGAAAGUUGGUUCAAGGUGGAUUAGUUUCUCAGCUAAAGCAGCUUAACUAUCAAGAUAGUCGGCAUAAAGACAGUGUUACCUGCAAGAGGGAGAACUUGGAUUUGCUUCAACUAACUCUGGACAAGUUGUGUUUUGCCAAUAAUGCAUACCGAGGGAGAGCUACGAAAUCGUGCUCCUCACAAAAGAAGGGAGAACUCGAUCUUCUACAAGUAGCUCUAGACAAGCUGUAUUCUGAACACUAUGCAUACAAGGGAAGAGCUCGCAACUCAUGCUCAUCAUCACAUGAUGAGCUUGAUAAGAAUAAGUUGCGUUUUCGAAUGCUGCAUGGAAAGAACAAUCUGGCUGAAGAAAAGAAACUGCUAAAAGAAAUCAAUGGACUCCAUAAAAAAACCAGCAGUUCUCAUGUUCCAUUAAAUGAGCUUAACGAUGCUAUAUCGGUGUUUCAUUUUCGGGGAAGGCCUAGGUGGGGGUUGGGGUGGCGGUUCGUUGAACCCACAAGGGAUCAGAAAGAGAAGAUUGGAAGAGAAAAAAAGGAACUCGUAUGUUUAAAAGAGAGAGCCAUUGCCACUGCUGCUGUUAAAGGAAAGCUUUGGAACUCCUUAGGUUCAAAACAAGCGAUACAUGACCAAGCUAAACUUAUUGCUACGGAAUUAGAUGGAAUAAGGAAAGAAAUAGUAUUGCCACUAAGGGCUAGUGCAAAGCCUGUUGAGAAAGAACUGAAUAAAAUAGAAAAAAAUGUGAAAUACUUGCAGAAGCAAUUGACACUUGCACGCAAAAGAAAGAAUGAAGCCUAUGAAUGGAUUCUUGAACUGAGGAAACUGCAUGCUGAGCAGAAAUGAAUAUGAGAAGAUAAUUUUGCCGACAGCUGAGUAAGGAUCAACGGAUGAGGAACUCUGUAGAGACUGUGAUAAAGCACUAAUUUCAGAACAAAACGUUUGGAAACAUCAUGACAGAGACAAUGGAUUGAUAGAAAAUGACAAAGAGCUCGAAAAUCCAACUCCAAGACCUUCAUUUGUUUGAAACCUAUUUAUUUGUUCACCACAAUAUGUGGUUCCAUGCUGAGCAAGUUUCAAGCAAGGGUGCCCAAGUUGAAAAGUUUUACAUUUGUAUGAAGUAUGAAGCCUAUUUAUUUUAUUUUUG
This is a messenger RNA of Juglans microcarpa x Juglans regia, 1532 nucleotides long. RefSeq lists its product as uncharacterized. The transcript has 8 exons. Bases 95 to 1231 code for a protein of 378 amino acids. The record is from RefSeq and is a predicted model, not a curated record. Lineage: Eukaryota; Viridiplantae; Streptophyta; Magnoliopsida; Fagales; Juglandaceae.